Molecule: messenger RNA, 1527 nt
Organism: Emys orbicularis (European pond turtle)
Lineage: Eukaryota; Metazoa; Chordata; Testudines; Emydidae
Product: zinc finger protein RFP-like
Exons: 7
Coding region: 1-1527 (508 amino acids)
Biological process (GO): protein ubiquitination
Cellular component (GO): cytoplasm
Molecular function (GO): zinc ion binding; protein binding; ubiquitin protein ligase activity
Source: RefSeq, a predicted model, not a curated record
AUGGCCGCGGCUCCCCCGUCGACUCCGCUACUGCCGCUCGCCCUGGUGGAGUUCCGGAGUCGAUGGGAGCGCGGAGCCACGGCUGCUGCGAAUCCUCUGAAAAGCCUCCGAGAUGAAACAACUUGCUCCAUCUGUCUGAGUUUUUAUAAAGAUCCUGUGUUUUUAGAUUGCGGGCACAGUUUCUGCCGAGCCUGCAUCACCCAGUGCUGGGAGAGACCAGAUGCAGACAUCUCCUGCCCUCAGUGCAGAGAGACCUUUCCCCAGAGGACCCUCAGGCUGAACAGACAACUGGGGAACAUGGUAGAAAUAGCCAAGCAGCUGAGUGUCCCAGCAGCAGCAGGAGAAGGUUGGUGCAUGGUGCACCAGGAGCCUUUCAAACUCUUCUGUAACCAGGACCAAAUGCUCAUCUGUGUGAUCUGCAGAGAGUCCCAGGCUCACCGUGCUCACUUGGUGGUCCCCACAGAAGAGGCUGCCCAGGCCUACAAGGAACAAAUUCACGCCCGACUGAACACACUGAAGAAAGAGAGAGAAGAACUUCUGGAGUGGAAACAGGAUGCAGAGACACAAAGCCAGGAAUAUCUGGGAAAGAUAGAAGCUGAGAGGCAGAAGAUUGUGUCUGAAUUUGAGCAACUGCGGCAAUUCCUGGAGGAACAAGAGCAACUCCUGCUGGCCCAACUGGAAGAGCUGGACAAGGAAAUUGUGAAGAUACAGGAUGAAAAUGUCACCAAACUGUCUGAGGAGAUUUCCCGUCUCAGUGACUUGAUCAGUGAGAUAGAAGAGAAGUGUCAGCAGCCAACGAGUGAAUUCCUGCAGAAUGUUUUUGAUUUUCCCUCUAGGUGUGAGAAGGUGAAGUUUGAGAAACCAGUGAACGUGCCACAGGAUCUGAGAGAGAGACUCUGUGUUUCUUCCCAAAGAAAUGUUUGUCUACAAGAGGCUCUGAAGAAAUUCAAAGAGACCCUGCCCUAUCAACUGAGCUUUCUGAUCUCGAAGGCAGAGAAAGAAAUGCAGGCCACUCCGGAUCCAGACCUGGCAAAUCCUUGUUCCCUUCUGUCCAGAGAAGAGAGCGUGAUCUACAAACAUACGGAAAUUUUGGAGCACAGGUUUCACCCUGCUGCCUGUGUGCUGGGCUAUAAUGGCUUCACCUCAGGGAGAUGUUACUGGGAAGUGGAGGUCGGGAACAAACAUCUUUGGGUUUGGGGCAUUGCCAAAGAGUCUGCGAUACAAAAGGGAACGAGAAGCCGUACUCCAGAAAAGGGGAUCUGGGCUUUGCAGAGUACAGGGAAUGAGUACUUGGCCCUCACCUCCCCUAAGACUGCUCUGGACCUACCUCGUAGCCCCAGUAACAUUGGGGUUUAUCUGGAUUAUGAAGGGGAGAAAGUUACAUUUUAUGACAUUACAUCUUCUGGCAGAGAGACAAUCUUUACUUUCACAUCCUCUUUCAUUGGGAAGAUCAUCCCCUUCUUUGGGAGCCAACGUGUAGAAUAUCCAAAUCUAGGCAGUAGUGAUCCCUGGAAUGCAUACCAUUAA